Molecule: messenger RNA, 444 nt
Organism: Fulmarus glacialis (Northern fulmar)
Lineage: Eukaryota; Metazoa; Chordata; Aves; Procellariiformes; Procellariidae
Product: glioma pathogenesis-related protein 1-like
Exons: 4
Cellular component (GO): extracellular region
Source: RefSeq, a predicted model, not a curated record
ACCUUCAUCGAGGGCUGCGUGUGUGUGCACAACGACCUCCGCACCAAAGUCCAGCCAGCCGCCAGCAACAUGCGGUACAUGACUUGGGAUGCAGCUUUGGCAAGGACUGCGAGGGCAUGGGCAAAUAAAUGCAUUUUUGAACAUAACAUAUACUUAAAUAAGAAAGAUCAGUGCCAUCCUAAUUUCACAUCUAUUGGAGAGAAUAUUUGGGUUGGGAGUCAUCAAGCAUUCAAUGUUGCUGAUGCCAUUAAAUCGUGGUAUGAUGAGGUCAGAUUCUAUACUUUCGCAGUGCAGAAAUGUACUAAGGUUUGCGGUCAUUACACUCAGGUUGUUUGGGACUAUUCAUAUAAAAUUGGCUGUGCUGUUACUCUUUGUAAGGAAGUUGCAGGAAUACGAAAUGCAGCAAAUUUUGUUUGCAACUAUUCACCCGGGAGGAGACGGUGA